Triticum dicoccoides is the source of this 1064-nucleotide messenger RNA. RefSeq lists its product as uncharacterized. The coding region runs from base 120 to 1064 and encodes 314 amino acids. Gene Ontology annotation, molecular function: protein binding. Lineage: Eukaryota; Viridiplantae; Streptophyta; Magnoliopsida; Poales; Poaceae. The record is from RefSeq and is a predicted model, not a curated record. The transcript has 5 exons.
UUGCGCUGUGUUGAAUUUGAAUCAAGCGCGAUUGAUUUGUCACUUCCGAAAUUUUGAUCCGAUUUGGUGCUUGGAUUGUGCAGAGCUUGAGCGAAGAGGGUGACGGGACGACGGACAAGAUGGGCAAGCAGGAUGACGACGUCUCCCGCGCCAUCGUGGAGGACGACACCGCGCUCCUCCUCGCGGCGGUGGACAGCAUCAAGAAGGCGGCGCUGGGCCGGCUGCGCAACGGCUCCGACGCCGCCAGGAUCCUCGAUCAGGAGAUGUCCAACAGGCUCCUCCACCUCGCCUGCAGGCACGACGCCGUCGAGUGUGCCAGGCUCCUCCUCGACGGGGAGUACGGGAUCACGCCGGCCUCCGUCGACGCCAGGGACCAGCUCACGCGGACGCCGCUCCACGUCGCCGCCGACGUGCACUUCAAGAGGUGCAUCCAGCUGCUCCUCUCCAGGAACGCCCGGACGGACGUCAGGCUGCUCGACGGCACACGCCUCGUCGCGCUCGAGGUCGCGCUCAUGAGCAGAAGGGUUCAAGUUGAUUGGUCACAGGACAACUCGGUCGAGGAUCUUCUGGCUUAUCUGCAACAAAAGGAUCUGAACGCGGUGAGGCUUCUGGCAGAGAAGACCAGGGAGGUUGGGGAGGUGGCUUACAGAUACGCCAUGGAGGGGCGUGUCUCUGCACUCGCAAUGCUGCUCCUGGUGGCUGAGGAAAGGAUAUGGGUGAUGGUGAGCGUGGUGAUUGAUGGCGUCAGGACAAAGAGAUCAAUCUACAACUCUGUUGUGGAUGAGGUUCUGUCGAUUGGAGAGGCUUCAGCUAGAGUGGGCAAUGAAAUGAGGAGGAAAGCCUUGCUCUGUGAGAUUCAGCUGCUUAACCAAUUUGGGGCCACGUCGUGGAGGGACCGGAAAGUUGACAGGAGAAGCUUGCCCCCUGCCGGAGAUAUGAAUGUUACAAAGAUGCUUCUGAUGGGGGAUGUUGAUGUCAAUGAAACCGACCCCGAAGGAAACACGGCACUUCACUGGAUGCUCCUGCUGAAGAUGGUGCCGGAGUUUUCCAGGGGAAUAAACUAG